AAUUUUCGUGGACAAUUCUUCAAAUUUCAAGCAAGUGCACAAUAUCCCACAGAUCGCGUGAUUCGUUAUUUGGCGCCUUGGUAUUUGGGGAAGCUGCAUACCAUUCUCAUGGUUACCCAGCUGGAUUGAAUACUCUCAUAGCGAGAUCAGUCACAGCCACUUGGUCUCGAUGGUCUGAAUGGUCCGAAUGCACUGUUUCUUGUAAUACGGGAAUCCAAAUGCGAAAAAGGACAUGUACAGGAACAAACUUAAUACUGAAUGACAACCGGCGGUGUCCUGGAGCAGAUUCAGAAACUCGAGAGUGUGCAACAUGGAAAUGUCGACCUUUUUGCAGAAAAAUGUCAUAUAUUAAGAACGGCCAGGUGCUUGGUGGCGGAUCACUGGAAGGGGACGAAAUAAGUUUUGUUUGUAAUAAACACUACAUGUUGGUUGGGGAAAAAGCUCUUCGAUGUGAAACCAAUGGUAAAUGGAACGCCUCAGAGCCAAAGUGUAAAGUCGAAGCUUCAUGGUCGAGGUGGGGAAGAUGGACUGAUUGCUCAGUUUCGUGUGAUAAUGGAAUUCAAACACGCCAAAGAACGUGCAUUGGGACAAAUUCCGUUCUGGGUGAUAACACUCUAUGCGGUGAAAAGUCUUUGGAAUCUCGGGCAUGCGCAAACUGGAAAUGUCCAGAUUGUAAUAAAAUCUGCACAACUGGGAAGCUGGAUACAACAUGCGAUGCUUGUAUUUGUGACGAUAACACACUAAGUGGAGUGGUCAAAGACAACACCGGUAUUCUCUUGGAGAAUGCAACCAUUGCUCUUGCCGAGUUUCCGUUUAAAAUAUUAGGAAAGACGGGUGUUUCUGGGAAAUUCGUAUUGAAAGGAUUCUGUAUUUCAGAGGACAACAUCAUCGUUAGCAGAAAAGGCUUUUUACCGCAAUCAAUUAGAACGACAAAAGUUAACCCUACUGCAGCAGUCGUGACAGCAAUCUUGAGGAAAAUUGACUUCCCAGAAAUAACAUCUCACCCUGAAAGUAAACUACGGCUAGAAGGUCAACCUAUCACAUUAUGUUGUGAAGGAAAAUCAAGUACAAAGGCAAAAUUCGAAUGGACGAUUAAUGAUCGUGGAGCAGAUGAAUACCAACAUGAUGAAAUACAAAGCAGUAAAUUGAUUAUACCUCAUGUUUUUAAAAACAUGAGUGGGGAAAUAAAAUGUAGAGUUUACGAUGAUCACGGAGCAGAAUUUUCAGAUCCUGCCAGGAUAACCGUUUUUAAUACCACCGAUGAUAGCUGCGAUCCAACACCAUCUCAACACAUAAUUGCACUGCCGCAGGGCUGCACGGCAGGAGAAACAAAUUCUGCUACUAUUGACGUAGGUGAAUGUGCGAGAACAAAAUGCAUCGCACGAGGUCUAAAAAAUAUGAACGAUUGUAGAGAUAAAUUCUGUUGCCAGCCAAUUGCUACAAGGAACAUCAAGGUCGUUUGUUUGCAGCAUUCGUUUGACAUAAAAAGUGUAACAAAAUGUGGUUGCGGCGAUUGCCCUGUGAAACAAACUGUUGUUAAAGGAGUAGCAAGAGGAGGUCCAGACAAUAAACCUUUUAAAUAUGGAUAUAUUUAUCACGGUGAUAAAUAUUUGGCUCGUACUGGAAGGAAGGGUGAUUUCUCAUUUAAAGUUCCUGGUGAUUUUUCUCGCUUUGUUGUAACGUUUAAGGAUAAACGUAAUUAUAACAAUUUUCAGGAAUUAACAAAAGUGAUUCCGUUGGUCACUGGCCGUAAAACGUAUAUAGAAGUCCGACUGAAGCCUCGGCCUGAACCUAUUAAAGUUGAUGCGAAGAUGGGCUUUGAGAUUUCCCUGGGAAACUCGCAAAAUACCCGUGGAUUAAAUAGGUCAAACGAGGAAAAUGUAGUUGAUAAUGACGACGCACAAUUAGAACCUGCUGUAGCAUUUGCUGUCCCUCCCCAAGGCUUGUUGACAGAAGAUGGGGAAAUUUAUAACGGGACGGUCAAGGUUGAAGUCAAUUUUGUUGAUCCGAGAAACGUUACAGAAGUGGAAGAAGCCGAUGGAGACUUCACCACGGUAGACGAAGAUGGCGAGGAACAACUACUGGAGACUUUUGGUGUGAUAAAAAUGGAUUUUAAAGAUGAAAACGAUAAGAGUUUGCAACCUACAGGGGACAUUGACAUUUCACUUGAUAUUGAUAAAUAUAAUAUUACUGAGAAUGAAGUAGAAAAUAUAAAGCUUUGGUACUUAGAAGAGAAGACUGGAAGAUGGCGCAUUUUGGACACAAGUUGGAAGAAGCAUCAAACGAAGCGAUCGAAGAGAUCAGAUAAACAUAUAUCACUAUUUACUACCAAACUUAAUGCGAGAGAAUUUAUUCGGUUUGAUCUAAACUUAGAUAAGGUGGGCGGAGAGAUUUAUUUGAAAGUUAUGGCAGAAGACACCACAAAGAAAGCAGAGUCAGUGCUUAUUACAGUAUUUGUCACGCAAAGUAGAGUGAAUUAUAGAUAUCAAUCGUAUAACAUCGAACCGAAUAAAGCACGUUGUAUAAAAACAUUUCGGACAGAUGAAUUUGCGGAAAUACGGGCUGUCGUUGGUGAUCAAUAUCCACUAACGCCAAAGGAAACAGGUUUGGAUGAGGAUGUUAUAAAGAAAUCACAUAGAAAUAACCUCAGAAGGAUCGCAUCGAUUUUUCACAAUGCAAACGUUAAAUAG
Dendronephthya gigantea is the source of this 2690-nucleotide messenger RNA. RefSeq names its product cartilage intermediate layer protein 1-like. Bases 219 to 2690 code for a protein of 823 amino acids. The record is from RefSeq and is a predicted model, not a curated record. The transcript has 8 exons. NCBI's taxonomy places the organism in Eukaryota, Metazoa, Cnidaria, Anthozoa, Malacalcyonacea, Nephtheidae.